This is a messenger RNA of Anolis sagrei ordinatus, 1889 nucleotides long. RefSeq names its product purinergic receptor P2X 1 (gene P2RX1). Gene Ontology annotation, biological process: response to ATP; calcium ion transmembrane transport. Gene Ontology annotation, molecular function: ATP binding; purinergic nucleotide receptor activity; extracellularly ATP-gated monoatomic cation channel activity. The record is from RefSeq and is a predicted model, not a curated record. Gene Ontology annotation, cellular component: plasma membrane; nuclear inner membrane. Lineage: Eukaryota; Metazoa; Chordata; Lepidosauria; Squamata; Anolidae.
CAGGGAUCGACCUGUAAUCCCCACCUGUUGCUGUUCUCGCCUUUGACGUCUUCAUCAUAUGCAUGACAUACUACUGAGCCACCCAGCUAAGACCUUUUCAUUGGAGUAGAUUGCCUUUGAGUUGGACUAGAUGGCCUUCGGAGCUCCUUCCAAAUGGCCGAUGGCCCUGCGUUCCCACCCACAAGCCAUCUAAGGCAAUGCCCACGCUGCUGCACCCAGAGGGAGAGAGGAAGAGAAGGGAAAGGCAGAAGGGAACACAACCUCAAGGAGGAGAAGAAGGAGAAGGAGGAGAAGAAGGCGCCUGCUCCCUUCCCGCCAUGGGGCACAAGUUCAUGGAGACGGUGGCCUCCUUCCUCUUUGAGUAUGACACCCCCAGGAUGGUCCUCGUGCGCAACAAGAAGGUCGGGGUCACUUUCCGGCUCAUCCAGGUGGUGGUCCUGGCCUACAUCAUCGGGUGGGUGUUUCUCUACGAAAAAGGCUACCAGUCUAAGGAUGGGAUCAUCAGUUCGGUUUCGGUGAAGCUCAAAGGCUUGACGCUGACCAAUUUUAGCGACAUGGGCCCGUACAUAUGGGACGUAGCCGAUUACGUUUUCCCGCCGCAGGGAGACAGUUCCUUUGUGGUGAUGACCAACUUUAUUGUGACUCGGGGACAAAAACAGGAAAAAUGUCCAGAGCAUCCAGAGGCAGGGAAAUGCGACGGAGACGGCAAGUGCGCCGAAGGCACGUUCCUGCGUCAGGGUCAAGGCCUAAUGACUGGGAAAUGUGUGAAUUUCAGCCGCACGCAGAAGACCUGUGAGAUUUUCGGCUGGUGCCCUGUGGAGAUUGACGACGAAGUGCCCAACCCACCUCUGCUUCUCGCCGCUGAGAAUUUCACCCUAUUUAUCAAGAACAGCAUCACUUUCCCCAAGUUCAAAGUUGCCAGGCGCAACCUGGUGGAGAAAGUCACGAAGGCCUACCUGAGGAACUGCACCUACCACAAGGCCAAGGACCCCUUGUGCCCCGUCUUCCGCUUGGGCGGUGCCGUGGAGGCCUCCGGGCAGAGCUUUGCCUCCCUCGCCCGGAAGGGAGGCGUGGUUGGCAUCACCAUCAGCUGGGACUGCGACCUGGACUGGCCCAUCAAGUACUGCGUCCCCGUUUACCAGUUCCACGGGCUUUACAACGAAGACAACAACAUCUCCCCUGGAUUCAAUUUCAGGCAUGCCAGGUAUUACCGAGAGAACGGCCGGGACCUGAGGAACCUCUACAAGGUCUUCGGCAUCCGCUUUGACAUCCUGGUGAACGGAAAGGCUGGGAAAUUUGACAUUAUUCCAACGAUGACCACCAUUGGUUCUGGGAUCGGCAUCUUUGGCGUGGCCUCCCUCGUUUGCGACGUGGUCCUGCUGAAUUUCCUCUCAAACCGGGAUUACUACAAACAGAAGAAGUUCAAGUACGCACAACAGGACUCGGUCCCGCCGGAAAAAGAGGACGGAGACGGCUUCUUCAUGUCUGACCUGCACGGGAAGGACAAGGGCCUCCCGGGAAACUGAUCCACUCUCCACCCACAAAUGCCUUUAGGUGGACCCCACGCCGGAGCAAAACAUCGGAGCACAGGAUCCACCGAAUGGGAGGAACUCCAGAGACCAUCCAGUCCCACCUGCUGAUGCUUCUGCCACGGAGGAAGAAGACACAACCCGAUCCCUCCCGACAGAUGGCCAUCUACCUGGCUCAAAAACAUUACCUGUAUGACUCUCCUUCCCUGAAGGCGUGCAGCCUUUCCUCCACACUCGGCUUUCGCUGCCUCCUUUCCUGUUGCCGAAGGGGAAAGAUGUCGGGAAAUGUUGGAGAAAUAAUAUAUUUUAUUUUGGGGAAAUGAGAGCAAGAGAGCAAUAAAUCUCUCAUUUUGGGUACUA